Molecule: messenger RNA, 782 nt
Organism: Plutella xylostella (diamondback moth)
Lineage: Eukaryota; Metazoa; Arthropoda; Insecta; Lepidoptera; Plutellidae
Product: peptidyl-prolyl cis-trans isomerase
Biological process (GO): protein folding; protein peptidyl-prolyl isomerization
Cellular component (GO): cytoplasm
Molecular function (GO): cyclosporin A binding; peptidyl-prolyl cis-trans isomerase activity
Source: RefSeq, a predicted model, not a curated record
ACUACACCUGUUUAUAUUUUCUAUUUUGCCGAACCUAUAGCAAAAUAAGUUAAAAGUGCAUUUAAAGUGUUUAGGUAUACUAGGAAAUCGAGAAGAUAAUAGCAAACAUGGCGUUGGCAUCCAUGAUCCGGCGUUCCAUGGUGAACGGCACCAUCUACUCGGCCGUGGCCCUCCGCUUCGCAUCCGCACAGGCCGAGCAGAAGGUCUACUUCGACGUCACGGCCGACGGGGAACCCCUCGGCAGAAUCGUCAUGAAACUCCACUCCGAUGUCACGCCCAAAACUGCCAAGAACUUCAAAGACCUGUGCACUGGAGAACCAGGAUUCGGAUACAAGGGAUCCUCCUUCCACAGAAUCAUUCCCAACUUCAUGAUCCAGGGAGGAGACUUCACAAACCAUAAUGGUACCGGAGGCAAGUCCAUCUACGGAAGGACUUUCAAGGACGAGAACUUCAAGCUUAAGCACACCGGACCCGGACUGCUGUCGAUGGCCAACGCUGGACCCCACACCAACGGAUCUCAGUUCUUUAUCACAACGGUGCCUACUCCUUGGCUGGAUGGCAAGCAUGUGGUGUUUGGUGAGGUGUCCGAGGGUAUGGAUGUGGUGAAACAGAUUGAGGGGCUCGGUGACAGGAGCGGGAAGCCCAAGAAGAAAGUUGUGAUCUCAGAGUGUGGUGAAUUGAAAUCUGAAUAAAUGUUAAGAUGUGGACUGCUCCAUGGAGCAUGGUUGUUAAAAGUGUAGUAAUAGUAGAUUGUUAUGAAUAAGUAAAAACUAUGAUCAUUA